GGCUGUUGCCUCAGUCCCGCCCAGCCGUGGGACACGUCGUCCCUGCAAGAGGAGCAGCUGUGCAAAGGGGAGCUGCGGCGGCCGCUUUGGGUAUUUCGCGCCGACCUUUUUCAGACGUUCUUCACAUCAUUUUGAUAUGACCAUUUAAAAUGGAUCCCGGAGAGCAGGAGCUGCUUGGUGAUUAUAGGUACAGAAAUUAUUCUUCAGCAAUUGAUAAAGCUUUGAGGAACUUUGAAUCUUCAAGUGAAUGGGCAGAUCUCAUAUCUUCUCUUGGGAAACUCAACAAGGCUCUUCAAAGUAAUUUGAAGUAUUCCCUCUUACCAAGACGCUUGAUUAUCAGCAAAAGAUUGUCUCAAUGUUUACAUCCAGCCUUACCUAGUGGCGUGCAUAUAAAAGCAUUAGAGUCCUAUGAAAUAAUAUUUAAAAUUAUUGGAACAAAAUGGCUUGCAAAGGACCUAUUUCUGUACAGCUCAGGCCUUUUUCCAUUGCUUGGAGCUGCAGCACUGUCAGUGAAACCUGUCUUGCUCGAUUUGUACGAAAAUUAUUUUCUUCCACUCCAGAAAUCUCUUCUGCCCAGUCUUCAGGCCUUCUUAAUUGGCCUUUUGCCUGGUUUGGAGGAAGGGUCAGAAUUCUAUGAAAGGACUGAUGCUUUGCUUGUGAAGUUGUCCCUGGUAAUUGGCAAAGAAGUGUUUUAUUCAGCCUUGUGGGGCAGUGUCUUGGUUAGCCCUUCUGUAAGACUACCUGCUUCCCUUUUUGUUGUCAGUCAUAUCAACAGAGCAAUACCUGGAAAGCAGCAGAAUUAUGUAAUGGGAACUGAUGUUAAUCUCACAAUACAAGCUAUUUGUGGGUCAAUGCUGGAUUCAAAUGUUCUUGUACAAAGAAACACUUUGGAACUGGUUCUCUUCUUCUUCCCAUUAUAUUCUUCUUUGGACCCAAAUGAAAGUGCUGUUCCACUGUUUAGGUCUGAUGUAGUUCAUCUUCUGUCAGCAGCUGUCCAAACUCUCUUAAGAAGAGAUAUGUCACUAAACAGAAGGCUAUAUUCAUGGUUGCUAGGUACUGAUAUCAAAGGAAGUAGUUCUGUACCAGAUUUAUCUAUUAACACAUCUUUAGAAGAUUAUACCCGCAAUUUUUUUGAAAAAUAUUCCAAAGAACUUUUGGUUGAGGGUUUGAUUGAACUACUACAUCAGAAAUUUUCAGAAUCUGACUUGGAAGAACAGCACCAUGCAUAUUUGAAACCGUUCCGCAUCCUCAUAAGCCUACUUGAUAAGCCUGAAAUAGGCCCACUAGUUGUUGCUGACUUGUUUCUUGAAGUGAUCAGAGCAUUCUAUAGAUAUUGCAAGGAAACACUAGGUUCUGAUCUUGAACUUAGCUAUAGUCAAACUGGGAAUGUCCUUACAAGUGCAAUAAAAGAAAACAAGAAUGCAUCUGAGAUUGUUAAAACAGCUAAUUUGUUGAUCACAUCCUUAAACACAGAUUUUCUCUGGGAUUAUAUGACCAGAUGUAUUGAAGACUGCUUAAGUGGCAGAAAUAAAUCCACACAGACACAACUUCUAACUAAGGGUGCAACAGUUUCAGAACUCUGCAUACUAACAGUGUUUCUUCUAGAUGUGAUACCACUGGAACUUUAUUCUGAAGUACAGUCUCUGUAUCUGCCACAAAUGCUCAGCUGUAUGGCACAAUCCCUCCUUCAAAACAUGGAAGUAUUAAGUUUACCAGAGUUCACACAUGUGUUAAGAACAUGCUUCAAAGUACUUAGUAAAGUACAAAUGCCCUCUGCCUAUCUGAGUACUGAAACAGGAAGCUCAGACUCUAGUCCUGUAAAGGAAGACAACCAGGAAAUAAGUUCAGAAUACAAGGUUCUUGAAGAUGAAGAUGUUCCUUUUCCUUCACUGAAAUCUGAAGACAGUGGCAUCGCUCUUAGUGCUUCAUCUCCUGAACUGUUACAGCACUUGAGGAUACCUAGGAUAAUCCCUGACAAAGAUGAUGUCUGGAAAAAGGGUGGAAGCAUGCAGGUGACUUUGCACCACAUCCAGGAACUGGUUGCAAAAUUUGCCAGUAAACAUAUAUUUGAGGUUCAUUUACAGAAUUCCAACAAUGACAGUGUUUCAAAAGUCCAUGUCAGACAAGGGAACAACAAAGGGAAUAACUACCAAGUUGCCAUAAAUACUGGGGGGAAAAGUCACUCAAGUGAAUCCAGGCAGAUAACGGUGCCUCAGUUGAAGCAAAUGCUAUCCGAUUUCUUCACUGUACGAGGAUCACCUUUUAAGCAGAAAGGUCUGGAGCCUGUCUUUCCUUCUGAUGAACGUGGUCAUCCAAGGGCUAAAGAAGAGAAGGAUUGGGACUUCGAUCAAGUCAUGUUUGAUUUGGGAGAUACACGAGAGGAUUGCAGAGACGCCUUUUCCGCUCUGUGCUAUCUCUUUCUGGAUUGCACUACGUUCCCUGUCUAUCUUUCUGAGGAAGAAUCUGAACUGUUGUAUUUGUCACUCUUCCAAGUGUCUGGAGGCAGUGAAUCCAGUUUUCCCCUGUGGCUCAAAUCCUUGAUGACAGUAUGUUGCUGUGUUAAUGACUGCUACAUUCAGAAUUUGGCCAUUUCUGUACUGCUAGAAGUAAUCAACCAUUCCCAGUCACUGGCAUUAGUUAUUGAAGACAGAAUCAAGCGAUAUAAAAUUCCUGGACAAAACCCCUUCUAUGGAAGACUGCAGAUGGUCACAGUUCCUCCUAUUGCUCCUGGAGUCCUAAAGCUAAUUUCAGAAAAAACUGAUUUCUAUCAGAGAGUUGCUCAAGUGCUUUGGGAUCAGUUAAACAAAGAGACACGAGAGCAUCACAACACAUGUGUAGAACUGUUCUACCGUCUGCAUUGUCUAGCUCCAUCAGCUAAUAUCUGUGAAGACAUUAUCUGUCAUGCAUUACUGGAUCGUGAUAAAUGUAUGAGGCUGGAAGCACUGUUCAGAUUCUCCAUCAUGUGGCAUUUGACCAGAGAAAUUCAGGGCAACAGACCUACAUCCCACAGCCGAUCUUUUGAUAGAUCCCUGUUUGUUGUACUGGAUAGUCUGAAUUAUUCAGAUGGAGCAAUUAGUGCUGCAGCACAGGGUUGGUUGAUACGAGCACUCUCACUUAACGAUGUUACAAGAAUUCUUGAACCUGCUCUUCUGCUUUUAUUACAUCCCAAGACACAACGUAUCUCCCUUCACUGCAUGAAGCGGAAAAACUCAGCAGAAGAGAUGCAUCUAUGGUAUACAAAGAAAACCAUCUUUCAGGAGUCACUGAGGUCUCAUGAACUAUGUGAAAGCAGUUCUGAAGAAACUCUGCCACUGAGCCAAUUCACAGUUGUGGACAGGGAAGCUAUAUGGGCUGAAGUUGAAAAAGAUCCAGAGAAAUCUCUAUUAAAAAAUGACCUCGCUGUAAACAAUUGUUCUCGGUAUGCUGAAGCUCUACUAGAAAUGGGCAAGGAUGAGAGUGAACAUACUGAAUCUGCUGAUACCAGCACUGGGCCUUUGGACAGUGAUAAUACAUCAUCAUUUUCUCCUCUCGAGCAGCAAGAUCUGACCAAUGAUGAGAAUAAUAGUGCCUCAACAGAUGGCAAGAACAGUAUGAAACAUAGUGGUUCUUCUCAUGUUUAUCCUGCUGACAGUUCAAAAUCUAGUGCUGUGAUAAAUCUGGUACGUACUGAUUCUGACAGAACUCGAGCAUCAGAAUCUCUGUCGAGUGAUGAUGAAGUGGAUUUGGAGCUUCAAGCACUUACAACAUCUAGAUUACUAAAGCAACAGAAAGAAAAACAGGAGAUGGUUGAAGCUCUCUUUAAACAUGUUCUCUUGUACAUGCAACCAUAUGAUUCCAAAAGGGUUCUGUAUGCACUUUUUGUGCUUGAGGGAGUGCUUAAAACAAAUCCUAAAGAGUUUACUGAAGCUGUAGCAACCACUAGCAUGGAUACAAGUUCCACAGCUCAUUUAAAUUUAAUCUACAAUCUUUUAGCUCGCCACCAGGAAUCACUUGUGGGACAGAGUUUCUAUGGAAAACUUCAAAUUCAGUCACCAACAGUGUGCCCCCAUUCUUUAUUAAUAGAAUUGUUAAUGUAUCUUUGUUUAAGUUUCCUGCGUUCUUAUUAUCCCUGUUAUUUGAAGGUAACUCACAAAGAUGUGCUUGGCAAUAGGGAUGUCCAAGUGAAAAGUGUUGAAGUCUUGAUCAGAAUGAUGACUCAGCUGACUACAAUGGCCAAAUCAACAGAGAGCAAGAAUAUAGACUUGAUACGCAACUUGCUUGGAAGAUGCAAAAUUCAAGAGUUUGUCCUUCUUUCUCUCUCUGCUUCUAUGUAUGUUAGUCAGAAAUGCUAUGAACAUAUGUUAGCUGAUAAGACUAAUGGUCUAAGUGAACACUAUAUCCUUGAGGAAAGUCUUAUCAACUUUGGUCACGAUCAGAUUUGGAGUGAACACCCUUUACAAAUUGAAUUGCUUAAACUUCUGCAAGUGUUGAUAGUCUUGGAGCAUCAUCUUGGGCAGACUCAAGAGGAACAGGAAAAUCAGCCAGCCCUGUCUAAAGAAUGGCAGAGGGCGCUUAGCUUUCAGGAGGCAAUCAGUGCUAUGCAAUAUGUGCAUCCACACCCUAUAACUUCUCAAGGGUUAUUUGUGUCUGCAGUAGUUCGAGGCUUGCAGCCAGAAUAUGGCUACGGCAUGCAUCCAUCUUGGGUAGGCUUGGUUACACACUCUUUGCCAUACUUUGGGAAAUCUUUAGGAUGGACAGUAGCCCCAUUUAUUGUACAAAUAUGCAAGAAUCUGGAUGAGCUUGUCAAACAAUAUGAGCAUGAAAUUCUGAAGAUGUCAACUAAAAUGUCAGCAAGCAUAAAUUAUAAAAGGGAGAACAUUACACCAGAUUAUCCUUUAACUCUUUUGGAAGGACUUACAACUAUUGGCCAUUUUUGUCUUCUGGAUCAUCCAAACCAAACCAAAAAGUCACCUUUCAAUGCUGAUCCAACAAGUCUAAGAAAUGCCAGGAAUGCCAUUUUGGAAGAGCUUCCUCAAAUCAUUAACACCAUGUCUCUCCUCUGGAAUGUCAUUAAAAGGGAAGAUUCUCAAAAAAGACCAUCUGAUUUCCUAGGAAUAAAAGGCUGUUCAUCAGUUUAUUUUAAAGCAACAAAAAUAUUAAAGAAUAAAAUCCUAGACUUCUUGAAUCCCCUCACUGGACAACUUGGUGUGCAACUAAUAGCUGCAGUAGCAGCAGUUUGGAGCAGCAAAAAACCUGAUAAAUAUCAAACAAAGAUGCCUCCUGUACCUAAUACAUCACAGCUAAUAUUAGUUGACCUUGUUUGUGCGCUCAAUACCCUGAAGACUGACAUUAUACUGCAGCUAAUAAAAGAAGUUGUAAAGAAACCUUCCCAAAUUAAAGGCGAAGAGAAAUCUGCCCUAGUGGAUAUCCCAGUGCUUCAGUUCUGCAAUGCUUUCGUUCAAAGGCUUCCAGCUUCAGCCCUGCAGGAGAACUUCCAGUCGCUAUUAGGAGUGUUCAAGGAAUCUGUACAAUUGAAUUUGGCACAACCUGGUCAUUUUUUGCUUCUCAGCACUCUGAAUGACUUUGUGACAAGAACUCCAAACCAGGAGAAUAAAAAGAAUCAAAAGGACCUGCAGGAUGUAACCCAGAAAAUAUUGGAAGCAGUGGGAAAUAUUGCAGCUUCUUCCCUAGAACAAACUAGCUGGCUCAGCAGGAAUCUGGAAGUGAAAGCUCAGUCUCAGAUCUCUUCAGAUGAAUCCAUUGUGGAAAAUAAUCUGCAUGAUCGUUCCACACUAUCCUCUGUGGUUUCUGCCUCUGCUCCCUCGGUAUACAGUGUUCAAGCUCUCACUCUCCUUGCAGAGGUUCUUGCUUCCCUCCUGGAUAUGGUUUAUCAAAGUGAUGAAAAAGAGAAAGCAGUACCAUUAAUCUCACGUUUGCUGUACUAUGUGUUUCCUUACUUACGCAAUCACAGUGCCUAUAAUCUUCCUAGUUUCCAUGCUAGCAGUCAGUUGCUCAGUUCCCUAAGUGGCUAUGCCUAUACCAAACGAGCAUGGAAGAAAGAUGUCUUAGACCUAUUUAUGGAUCCUGCUUUUUUCCAAAUGGAUACUUCAUGCAUUCACUGGCGAACCAUUAUUGAUCAUCUACUUACACAUGAAAAAACUAUGUUUAAAGAUUUGAUGAAUAUGCAGAGCAGUUCCUUAAAACUGUUUCCAAGUUUUGAGCAAAAGGCAAUGUUGUUAAAGCGUCAAGCCUUUGCUGUUUUCAGUGGUGAAACUGAUCAAUAUCACCUUUACCUUCCUUUGAUACAAGAACGGUUAACUGACAACCUACGUGUUGGACACAGUUCUGCAGUAGCUGCCCAGAUGUUUCUUUUUUUCAGGGUUCUUUUAUUGAGAAUUUCCCCUCAGCACCUAACCUCUUUAUGGCCAAUCAUGGUAACAGAACUGAUUCAAACAUUUAUACAGUUAGAGGAAGAUUUAACUGAAGAACCAGCAAAAAACAACAAGAAAAUGAGCAGACAGAAAGCAUCAUCAAAUGGCAGUGCCGUGUUACUUGGUGACAUACACCAGAAUGAAUUAACCUUGUAUUUAUCAGCCUGUAAAUUCUUAGACACGGCACUUUCUUUUCCAUCUGACAAGAUGCAGUUGUUUCAGAUGUAUAGGUGGGCCUUUGUUCCAGAGGUGGACAUGCAGAGUUGCAGCAUGAUUUCAGAUGUAAUGGAAAGUCACCAGGAAUACAAACCACAUGUUGCUAGAAUCAUGGAUUUAUUGAAGCUAAAAUAUGGGGCAAGUACUAUCUUUCAAGUGACUUUAUUAUUUUUUAUUUAAUUUUUAUCCCGCCUUUAUUAUAUUUUUAUAAAUAACUCAAGGUGGUGAACUCCUUCCUCCUCCUAUUUUCCCCACAACAACCACCCUGUGAGAUGAGUUGUGCUGAGAGAGAGUGACUGACUUUCCCAGAAACAGAAAUCAAUAUUCCUGCUGCUCAGAUGAACUCAAGACAGUGUAGAUAACAUCCCCAUGUACUGAACAGACCUGCUUAGGUUCAGCAACAUUGCUCACUAUUUGUAUAUAUUUGGGAAGGCACAUAGUCUAGUAAUCCUUCUAUGGGAACCGAUUCAAGUUAAUUGACUAGUACAUGAUACAGCUAAUGUAGUGCAUGCCCAAAUCAUAUAAAAUGAGCAAAAUUAUUCAUACAUAAUACAAUACAAAGAUAGCCUCCGCAGCAUACAUUAUAUGCGACCUGAGAGUUUGUUUUCAAGAAGACACAGAUUGUGAUCCUUCAGAUAAUGUUUUAACAAGAAACAGUCAGAAAACACUGUUCUCUUUUAUGAUGACAUAAAAGCAUAUAAAACAUUUUGGUUUUAGCAACAUGUGGAAGUGUGUUUGCAUAGGAGAGAGCCUUCUGAGAAAAAAGGAAAAGCUCAUAAAAGAGAAAAAUUAGAUAAAAGCUAGGGUACUUUUUCAGGAGAGGAGGAAGUCUUGCUUACAUUUACCACUUUAGAGUGAAAAUCUAAAACCAUCCAAGCAUUACUUAGCUACUCCUGGUGGAAAAGUAUUAAACAUUAUAUUUCUGCAUACGUAUCCCAGGUCACUGAAGGCCUGGCACACUCAGUAAAUCUGGUUGUUAUCUCAGGAUAGAUGUGGUGUGAGCUGUUGUUUAUCCAACUUCCUUCUUACUUCCCUAACUUGGUUCAUCCAGUUGUCCUGGAACUGUAAGUCCUACAAUACACAGCCAUUCUUCUAUAGCCAUUCUUCUUCAUUCUCUAAGUUGUUAUCCCAUGAUAUUUAGAGUGCUCAAAAUAUGGAAAAUAUGGUCUGUAUGCUAAGUGAAUAGGCUAAGUGAAAAUGUAUGGGUUCAAAUGAAAAAUAGUAUCAAAUAUAUACUGUAUAUCACAGUUUACAUUAAAUAUACCCAUGCAAAUACAUAUUAACAGUUCAUUUUUUUAUUUUUUAUUUUUUUCAAGGAACAAAAUGUCAUUGAUGAAGCAACAAAAAAUUGUGACUUUCCUCUUUUGGAUCUUCAUUCUGUAUCAAAUAUUACACAGUUAAUUCCAUUCUUUAAUAUAUUAAACUCUGUUUUUAAAGCUGAAAGUGGCAGAUUACUAAACACACACAGCUCCAAGUCUUUUAAAAACAGCUAUCCCACUGGCAGUGGAACAAGAAUUUUGAAGCUAUUGGAAGAGUAUGUUGAGCGUGAUUUUAUAGAUAAUAUGGAAAACGAAUCACUGUAAAACAACAGUUCUGUUCAUAUAAUCAAGUUUCAUUUUGCUGAAAUGGUGAAAUGCUUGAAGCAACAUGCAACGUUCCUUUGCUUUACUGAAACAAAUUAGCUUAAGAAAAAAUGAAGAAUUUUUAUUUUACAAUGAAAGUAGUAGUUUAAUUGAGAUGCUCAUUUAUGAAUGCAGAUUUGUUGACUUUCAAUGUAAAGAUAAAAUGUUCCCUUCCGCUAAGAAAUACAGUAUAUUACAUUUCUCAAAAGGCAGUAGUCUUUUAAAGUUACUUUAAUUCUGCUCUAAACAACUUCUGUAUAGUAACUUACUAAAACAAAUUAGCACGGUUUACAUUACUUACGUUUUUGCUGACCCAGGAGUAGUCUGCACUACGUGCAAGAUUUAUGUCAGCCCCACUAGGUAGAUCAUACCAGAAAAUCAACUCCAUUUUUAUUAAGAUUGGCUGUAAUAGUAGAAUCUUGCAAGUUAUAUUGUUCUGUACUUCUUCCUUCUUAUAGUUCAGUGAAUUAGUUUGCGUGAAUCACUUCCAAAUGUUGUCUCAUUCUGGACUUAAAAAAUGCUUCAGCCCCUUUUGCCUAGGCAACAGACCAUGCAUAAUCUCCAGCAAGGACAUCUUCCUUACUCUCUGCAGGUAGUUGACUCACAGCCUGUGGGUCAUAUGAAGUCCCCUCUAUCCCAUUGCAACCACACAUUGGCAUAAUCUUUUCCAGUGCAAUUUUAAGGCUACCGCUGCAAGCAAAAACUAACGUAUUAGCAAGUAGGCUUCACUAAACUAAAUGGCACUUGCUUUUUGGUAAAUAUCUUUAAGAUUUGUCUUUAUGUUUGCAUGAAAUUUAUAGAAUAACCAUUCUAAAACUAAGAAAGAUUUUUUUAACUUGGAAGUUUUAACUAAUUUAAAGCCAUUGUUGCCUUUUACAGUUUGCUGAAAUGGUACUUAAUUGUAAUAGGCUAAUAAGAAUGUAAAAGAAGGUAUGUCUAAAACUGUACAGUUCAUAAAGACAUGUAUAUAUGUACAGUAUGUAUGGAUUACUAUGCUGCAUUAUAAGUACUAGUUUCCAAACCUGUUCACAAUUUUAUGCUGAAACAUUCUUGUGCAAAAAUGUAUAUUUACUGAAGUGUUGCAUAAGACAGGGAGCAAAUUGUUUUAUAUUUAAAGACUUCUUUUGAAAGAUGAUGGCUCUUGGUUCUAGCUAGGUUUUUGCACAAGAUUUGUAAUACACAAGAAGAACCACGAUACGGAAAAGGUCAAAGAUGCCGUGCAAAUAGCUACAAACAGAAAAAUAGGUAAUAAAGCAAAGAAUCUGUAUAUUCAAAAACUACUAGUCUGUUCUUUAAAUGCAUUUAGUAUUUAAUUUUAUUUUUUUAGGUUCAUAGAAUUUUUUUUAAUGUGACUUUCCUUUUUUCUCCACCUGUAAUGAUUAGCACUUCCAUUUUCUCAAAUAAAAUAAACUGGACAAAAACCAGCCCCAACAUAAAUAUUUCUGUGGCCCAUUUAGGCAACCAUUUAAAUAACUUCAGUGAAUUUUUCAACUGUCAGAUUGUGGCAUUUUUUAAAUUGUGCACUAUUCUUGCAGCAAUUUUGGAUUUAGAUAUUUAAUGUCCAGAAAUUUUUCAUUUGUAAGUUUUGCUCUUCGUUAAGUGCCCACCCAAAUCAUAAAUACUUGAUGUAUGAUAUAAAGAUGUACUUAUUUUAAUCAUAUAUUGUGAAUUAUUUAUGUAUUUUGUAAAGUUAUCCAAAUAUAAUUAAACUUUUCUUUUUCAUUAUGAAUGUAUACUUAUGCUUUUGUAAAUGUUUUUGAUCAAAGAUAUAUUAUCUACUAUAUAACAGAUACCAUUGUGUAAUACUGUGUGUUUCCUGUCAUGUGGAAUUUAAACAUUUCCAAAAUCUUUGAAAA
Molecule: messenger RNA, 10104 nt
Organism: Candoia aspera
Lineage: Eukaryota; Metazoa; Chordata; Lepidosauria; Squamata; Candoiidae
Gene: DOP1B
Product: DOP1 leucine zipper like protein B
Exons: 36
Coding region: 150-6806 (2218 amino acids)
Biological process (GO): Golgi to endosome transport
Cellular component (GO): endosome; trans-Golgi network
Source: RefSeq, a predicted model, not a curated record